Molecule: messenger RNA, 1961 nt
Organism: Chlamydomonas reinhardtii
Lineage: Eukaryota; Viridiplantae; Chlorophyta; Chlorophyceae; Chlamydomonadales; Chlamydomonadaceae
Exons: 1
Coding region: 56-628 (190 amino acids)
Biological process (GO): mRNA processing
Source: RefSeq, a predicted model, not a curated record
UGCUUGGAGCACUGAAACUUGACCACACUAUGCCGUUAUAAAUCAGGUCAUAGCAAUGUCAUUGACGUUUCUAGGGCGGAGCGUACUCCGCAGGCCGCUGUUGUCCAGCCUGGCCGCGACAGGCUCAGCGGACAUAGGAUCGCUACUGACUCAGAACAGUAACCUGACUGCGACCUCCAACUCUGGAAGUGACUACAAUUCGCGCCCAGGUCCUGAUGCAGCCUCGGGGCCAUCGGACAACCUCGGCGAGCCGCUGCUCAAUCGGUUUAGCUUACACAACAGUGCGCUCCUGCGCAUCGGCUUGGAGCAACCAGCGCCCCAGCCAUUCGCCGCUGCGCAAGCGGCUGACCGGCACGCAGCGGCACCCACUGCGCUCUUCCGGCUCCCCCACGGGCACGCCUUUAUCGGCCUCGGUGAUGCGGAGCCGCGCGGGGCUGCUGGGAGCACGGCUUGGAUCCAAGCUUUCAACAGUAUUGUGGAGGCGCCGCUGUCCGCCCCACCCGCGACAGACGCGGCGGGCGGCGAGGUGAUGCAGUGCAUCAGCACCAAGACGUGGCGGCGACUCAAAAUGAAGAAGCACAAGAUUCGGAAGCGGCGGCGGCUUGUACGCCAUCAGGCCAAGAAGUAGUUAGCGCAGAUAGGAUUCAGAAAGUGGUGUUAAUGGCUUGUUGACGGCCGAACUAUGACCGGCUGCCGUGAAGCCGCGGUGCGUGCUGAUCUCGCACCUGCGAUGCCCGCUGAACCCGCCCACGUGGAGGGGUGUGCAUUUGCGGCACGCGCAUGCGGGGUUAAGGGCCAGUUACAGGAGCAGUGGAAAGCCGCCACUGAGCUAGAGACCAUGCUGGUAUUGUGCUAGGAUUGCAUGUGGAGUGGCGGCGUUUACGGUGGCGACCGUCCAACGGAACAUUCGUGAUCUGUGUGUGGGAGUGCGCCCUGGACUCUGGAGGUGCUGCGGCACCCGGAACACAGCGUAGCGGAGCCGAUCCAAACCUGUCAGUGUCUGCGUCGGCUUCAUGGAGCAUGGGCGUGGACGGAUAUGGGCGUGGACGGCGGCUGGAAGUAUUUGGAGCCUCGUGCAGUCGUUUCCGCAGCUGCAGGAAUGGUAGACACAUAGGGCUGCGCUUUUAUAGAACAGCCAGGGGCUUGCGCUGGCGCCCACUAUUUCGUGUUUGCGUGCUGUCUUUUGCGAUUGCAGAUGUGACAAUGAACAGUACGGCGGCGUGCAUUUGUAUCCUGGCAAGUGGGUGCACGCCACGGGUGCACGCAGCACAUCCGGAUGCUCAUUAUCUGCAUGCGGGAAACACCAGGGGGCGCAUGUGGGCACACACUGCUAACUUGUAAAUAGCGCACCAUGGGGCCCGAUGCAAUCGCAAAUACGGCACGGUAUGCGGUAGUUGAAUUGCUCCUGAAAGCUGCAGUGAGGGAGAUUGGUAGGGUCCCGUACGUGGGCAUCCGCCUGUUGAGGUUGGGUCGCCUGCUUGGAGCGGGUGCGGGUGUGGCGCUGUCGCAGGUAUCAAGGCUUGGGGCGCACUUGGCUCAGGUUGCCCUGUGUGCUAGGACCGUUCAUAUGCAUGGUUAGAGGGCCCACCGUCCCGACUGGCGGCUGGCCCGAGGGGAGUGCCAGUCGGGGGAGGGGUGCCAGUAGGUGGCGCCGCCGCAUACGGUAAUACGACCCCGGCCUUGACCAUUUUGCUCCUGAUGCCGCCAUGCCUGCUCGAGACAUUAUCACAUGCGCUGACUCAUGGCAGCAUAGGCAGUUGCGCGCUAAAGAUGUUGCGGGUUUAGGACAGGGCAGGGUAUGCAAAGCGUGCGUCCAGACCGGGCAAGUGCAUGAACAUCUGUGUCUUGAAGUGCCUGAGCUGCGUGCAAGCGAAUCCAUCAAUCAGUCUUGACACACGUGACUCCUGCCGUUCUAAAGAGUCAAUGCCUCAAAAACCUUACAAGUGUAACGCUGGAGAGGC